Gallus gallus (chicken) is the source of this 11957-nucleotide messenger RNA. RefSeq names its product janus kinase and microtubule interacting protein 2 (gene JAKMIP2). Bases 2443 to 5067 code for a protein of 874 amino acids. Gene Ontology annotation, molecular function: microtubule binding; kinase binding. The record is from RefSeq and is a predicted model, not a curated record. The transcript has 20 exons. NCBI's taxonomy places the organism in Eukaryota, Metazoa, Chordata, Aves, Galliformes, Phasianidae.
GGGGAAGAAUCUCUGGCUGGAGAUCCAUCUUUAGUGGAGGUUUCUCGUGCAAACCUGGCAUCUUCUGAUAUGGGUAAGCGCUCUUAUUCCCUUCAUUUAUAGCACCUUUCUAUUGUGCCGAUCUUUUCUGUCUUGAUGCCUUUGGUGAAACACCUUUUCGCAUCAUAUUGGUCUGUCCAGUUGCUACCACGUCUGAUCUGUGUCCAUGUAUUUUUCCCUCUGAAUAAUACUGAAUCUGGAGAACUUUUGAUUUCCUUUCAGAAUAGGGAAAAAUCUCGCGUUUUCACUGGCAGUGCUCUUGCUAAGCACUGUGUUGUGGUAACUUCUAGGAGAAGAACUGUGUGAAAAGGAAACAGAUGGUAUUUUAGCCAUAGAAUACUAGAAUGUUGGUUUAAUGUAUCUCUCAGUUUUGCUGCGGGUAACAAUAAUGCUUCUGUCCCCUUCUGACUGUUUCCAUGGUGCUGCCAGCAACUUGGAUAGAAAUUUUUGGCUCACGUUACGGAGUAAGGGUCAAUGGUAGUUUUAGCAGCUGAGCAGCACUGGAUUAGUGCUGUGUUCCUUGUGUGGAAUCUGAAUCUGAGGGGUAUUUUGAGUUUAGUUCUGGAGGUAUUUUAAUAUCAUUGAAAGCUGCUGUGGUAUUGAUUAAAUAUGUAGCUACCAGACUAUGAAUUUUGUUCUGUUAAAAGCUGAGUUGUUUAGGAUUUGUUUCUGAAGAGCUGUUUGUCACCAUUUGGUGGAGUAAAACACGUUAGCUGCUAGCAUGUGAAGAUUGCUAUGUCCUAACUAUAAAAAGAAGUACAGGAUAGAAUUGUGUAAAGGCAUGCAAGUAUUUACAGGAACUCUGAUUUAAGACUUCUGGUUGGCCUUGGGGUGCUGAAUUAUGAUUCCAUACAAAAAUAAUGCAGACCCCUCUUUUAAUCAGUUUCCAUUAAUCAUUUUUUCCACUGUGUGGCAUAACACAGAGAAUAGAAUGCUAUGUAUUUCUUGAAUAUUGGGAUCUAUAGCCAGGAUGCUUGGAUCAAGAGUCUUGAUAUGGGGGAAAAAACUGAGGUGAGGGUGGGUUAACCUGUCCUGGCAUCCUUCUCAGGUGGAGAGUAGGCUGAAUUAGGCAGAGAUGUGAAUUAGCACGUUAACUGUUUUUUUGGGAAGAGUUGAGAUACUGGGUCUGGGCCUCAAGGAUAGCAAGUUUAGGCUCAGUAGCUUCUGUUUUUUCAUACUGUUAGAAUCACCUCACAGUGGAACAAAUGUCACCUUCUCCUUCAGUGGAGCAGGGCUUUGGAAGUGUGUGAGACUUGUCGUGGCAACCAUCUCCUGCCCUCAGAAAGCAGAAAAUUAGAGUAUAACUGUAAUUGAAGUAUGACCCCGGUAAAACACACAAGAGCAAACAAAUGAUGCAGUCCAAAAAUUCCUGUUAUUCUCUCUCCAACGUUUUAGGUGCUAAGUUAUCCAUAGGAAUUUCCUCCUGGGACUUGGUGUAUUUCAGAGAAUGGGAAUUCGGUUCAUCUGCCCUUCUAUAGACAGUUGGUGCCUUGAAAUGGACAGAGGAUAUGAGUUAUUGCUUAUAACAACGUCAUUUUAAAAACACUUUUUCCUUUCUGGUAGAGACUUCUAAGAAAGGUGAAUUUAGCUGUGAACUACUAGGGGUAGUUAAACUUGAUUGCGGGUGCAGUGUUUCUUGCUGCCGAUGGAACUGAUUACAAUUAACAGGUCACUGAGUUAAUACUCUUUAAAUAUGGCUGAAUGGUGACUGUUAGCUGUGUGGUAGUUGCUUGUGUUUCCAUUGUCCUUUCAUGCAGAGAGGAGCUGAAGUCUCUCCACCUCUUGAAAUCCUUGGAACCUGUUGUUACAUUAGUUGCUCUGAAAAUAAUGCCUCCUAUUUAUUUUCAUGGAAAUGAAAGCAGAUAGAGCACAAUAAUGCUACUUGAUAGAGCAAAUUCUUAGCUACAGAACACUAUUUUUCAACACAGUCACUGCAAAUGACCGGGAGCCUGCAUGUCACACAUGGCAGUGACCCACUGUUUCACAGCUAUUGUGGCGGUGUCACUGCAAGGAAAGCGUUGCCCACGCAGUCUAUCUUUCAUUGGCCCGGACAGAUGGAAGGUGCCAUUCUGUCAGACUGCCCCUCUGUCGCAUGGCAACAAAAUGUAAUGCAAUAAUGACAGGAACGUUCAGCAUCUGCUGCUAUACUGCCAACAUCUGCCUCUGACACUGUGGGCUGACAUCACACAGAGGAGUUCCUCAUGCUUGGCUUACUUUUUAGUAAGCAUCUCAGAAUCAAGUUUACUGUUAUGGGAAAUAAAUGGGCUUCCAAAGCAGCUGAGGACAGACCCUUAAGGAAUGCCAUGCAGUAAGUGCUAAACAAACUGGCACAGAAAGGAUCAAAAAAGAUGGCAGUCUGUUUUUGAAAUAAUUAAACAUAUGGACUCUCACUGAUAAGAAAUCAUGUCAAAAAAAGGACGUAGCAAGGGCGAAAAGCCUGAGGCACUGAUUGUAGCCCUACAGGCUGCCAAUGAGGAACUCAGGACCAAGCUAACAGACAUUCAAAUUGAGCUGCAUCAGGAGAAAUCUAAGAUUGCUAAACUUGAAAGAGAGAAGACUCAAGAAACAAAGCGUAUCCGUGAAGUGGAGCAGCGCAAGCAGACUGUGCAAAUCACAGAGCUAAAAGCCAAACUCCAUGAGGAGAAAAUGAAGGAGCUGCAGGCUGUGAGGGAGAACCUCAUCAAACAGCAUGAGCAGGAGAUGACACGGAUGGUGAAAGUUCGAGACAGUGAAAUCCAGCGUCUCAAGUCAGCGUUGUGCGCACUGCGGGAUGGCAGCAGCGAUAAAGUAAGGACUGCGCUGACUAUUGAGGCUCGUGAAGAGGCCAGAAAACAGUUUGACUCUGAGCGCCUUAAGCUUCUGCAGGAAAUUACUGAACUGAAGUCUGCCAAAAAGCAGGUAGAUGAGGCCUUGAACAAUAUGAUCCAAGCUGACAAGAUCAAAGCAGGUGAUCUUCGAAGUGAGCAUCAGUCCCACCAGGAAGCCAUUUCUAAGAUCAAAUGGGAGAGCGAGAGGGAUAUUCGCCGUCUGAUGGAUGAGAUCAAGGCUAAAGAUAGGAUCAUAUUUUCCUUGGAGAAAGAACUGGAGACACAGACGGGCUAUGUGCAGAAGCUGCAGCUGCAGAAAGAAGCUCUGGAUGAACAGCUUUUCCUGGUGAAGGAGGCAGAGUGUAACAUGAGCAGUCCCAAAAGGGAGAUCCCAGGAAGGGCCGGAGAUGGCUCAGAGCACUGCAGCAGCCCUGACUUGCGCAGGAACCAGAAGAGGAUAGCUGAGUUGAAUGCCACAAUUCGGAAACUGGAAGACAGGAACACAUUGCUGGUUGAUGAGCGAAAUGAACUGCUGAAGCGUGUCCGAGAAGCUGAAAAACAGUGUAAACCUCUCCUGGAAAAGAACAAGUGCCUCACAAAGAGAAAUGAUGAACUGAUGCAGUCUUUGCAGCGCAUAGAAGAUAAACUCAAAGCAGUCACUAAAGAAAAUAUAGAAAUGAGAGAAAAAAUGACAUCACAUCCUCCUCUAAAGAAACUAAAAUCUCUCAAUGACCUGGAUCAGGCUAACGAGGAACAAGAAACAGAAUUUUUAAAGCUGCAGGUCAUAGAACAACAGAACAUAAUUGAUGAGUUAACAAGGGACAGGGAAAAACUCAUUCGUCGCAGAAGGAGUAAAAGGAGUUCAAAACCAAUUAAGAGACAUGUGAUAGAUGCAGUUAUGGGGUAUGAUGACGAUUCCAUGGACUCUGAAACGUCCUCUGUGGCCUCAUAUAGAACAGACAGAACACCAGCAACUCCGGAUGAUGAUCUGGAUGAGAGUUUAGCUGCAGAAGAAUCGGAGCUGCGGUUUCGACAGCUGACAAAGGAAUAUCAGGCCCUGCAGAGAGCUUAUGCGCUACUGCAAGAGCAAACAGGAGGCGUCAUAGAUGCUGAAAGAGAAGCCAAGGCUCAGGAGCAGCUCCAAGCUGAAGUCCAGAGAUAUAAAGCCAAAAUAGAAGAUCUGGAGAAAACUUUAGCACAAAAAGGACAGGACUCCCAUUGGGUGGAAGACAAACAGCUUUUCAUUAAGAGGAACCAAGAGCUUCUAGACAAGAUAGAGAAACUGGAAGCAGAAAACAACCGUCUGCAACAGGAGCUGCAGGAUGCCCGGGACCAGAAUGAGCUGUUGGAGUUCCGCAACCUGGAGCUGGAGGAAAGAGAGAGACGGUCCCCACCAUUUAAUCUUCAAAUUCACCCAUUCUCGGAUGGUGUGAGUGCUCUACAGAUAUACUGCAUGAAGGAAGGGGUUAAGGAUGUCAGCAUCCCAGACCUCAUAAAGCAAUUGGACAUCCUAGGUGAUAAUGGGAAUUUAAGAAAUGAAGAACAAGUGGCCAUAAUUCAGGCUUCCACAGUAUUGUCUUUGGCAGAAAAGUGGAUUCAGCAGAUUGAGGGAGCUGAGGCUGCUCUGCACCAGAAGAUGAUGGAACUGGAAAGCGAUAUGGAACAAUUUUGCAAGAUAAAAGGUUAUUUGGAGGAAGAACUAGACUACAGGAAGCAAGCUCUUGACCAGGCAUACAUGAGGAUCCAGGAGCUUGAGGCCACCUUGUACAAUGCUUUGCAGCAAGAAACGGUGAUAAAGUUUGGAGAACUGCUCACUGAAAAACAGCAGGAAGAGCUCAGGACAGCAGUAGAAAAGCUAAGACGCCAGAUGCUGAGGAAAAGCAGAGAAUACGAUUGCCAGAUUCUUCAGGAGAGGAUGGAGCUGCUCCAGCAGGCUCAUCAGAGGAUCCGAGAUUUAGAAGAUAAAACCGACAUCCAAAAGAGACAAAUUAAGGAUCUGGAGGAAAAGGUUGGUUUUGUUUUGCUUCUGAAGCAGGCUUGUUUUGAAAGUAAUGACCUAAUUCUUUUGAACUACAUGGAUUUUUUGAUACCUAAAUCAGCUGUACAUUUUAGUGCUUUUCUACUAUGCCUUCUUUUCAGUUUUUGCCUUUUAGUAUAUUCUGACAUUAAGAUUAGAGUCUUCUCCACAACAAACUGUUUCAUUUUUAGAAAUAAAUUCUGAGCACCUUUAAUUAUGGUGAAUGAUACUGGGUCAAAUAUCGAAACCCUUAUUUGGUGGUGAGAUGCUGUCUUGGUCUGCAGGCAGUACAUCCGUUAAGGCGGGGUGAUGGUAGUGAGUAGGAAGGAGUGAAUGAAACUCAGUGAAGGUACAGAGAUUAUCCUUUGGGAACUCAGAUUCUAUUGCUAUCUUGUUUAUUGAAGCUUGCAAUUGAUUAUGCAAUAUGACUGUGGUACCAGAAUCUUGCUCCUAAACUGACCUGUCAAGUUGCAUAUUCACAUUCUCUCCUAUAUAUACGAAGAAUACACAAAUAUAUACAUAGCUGUGCUGCUUUUUUCUUUUUUUGUCAUGUCAUGUUGUCUUAGUUUUUGAUAGGUUAGGUAAGAUUGCUGAAGAAAGAUCACAGUGGGGGCACGUCAUAAUCCUACCAUUGAUGUAUCUUACAUCAGUAUAGCAUUUCUAGAAAAUACAUCUUCAGUGAGAGCUUUGCCCAUGUAGUCAUAUUAGUGAAUCAGCGUACAUACAUAAGCUAUAAUAAUGGCUAUAAUGGCACUACAGUCACUGUACUAAUGAGCCCUUUCAGUUUGUAUGUAUGUUCCUUAAGUGAAACAAAUGAGUUCAGUGUAAAACUUGAUGCAUGUAAUUCCUUCCACUUUUCUGUUAAUAUUUUUGUGACACAAGAGCUCGGUGUCUUUCUUGUAUAUACAACAUGGGAAUAGAUCAUAAUCUGUAAUGAAAAACAAAAGAGAAAUAAAAUUUAUGCAGUGGUCAUAUGGAGACCUUGAGUACGAGACUUCUUAGUGCCAAUAUUCCACAGAAUUUUUUAUUCAUAAAAUUCACAUUCCAGGAGAUCAUUAAUGAUUAAAAUGACACAUCCAGUUUGUUUUUCAAAAUAUAAUGGUUAGGUUUGCAUACUGUAUAACCGUGUGUGUGUGUGUAUACAUGUAGUUGCAGGUUAUUUCCAGCAUAAAUGGCAGGCACUGUUUUUUUAACCUACUUCAAAAUACUACCCAUGCUAGUUUUGAUGUCCAGCUUUGUGUCUUCCAUCACCCCACGGUGGCUUACAGUGACAGCUGUAUCUCAGGCUUUCAGUAUGGUGUGAAUUCUAGUUUGCCACCAAAAUAAAUGGCAUCUGUUCGUAAUGUGACACUUUCAGAUCUAACUAGGGAAAUACAGUAUAUUCUGAAUGUAGAAUUACUUAACUUGUCCUUCAGAGUGCAAAAAGAACUAAUCCUGGUGCUUACAAUGCCACGACUUCUUACUUUUAUGCUGUCUUCUUUUUCUUCUGCAGUUUCUAUUUCUAUUCUUGUUCUUCUCUCUUGCCUUUAUUCUUUGGCCUUGAUGUCAAUGUGCCUCUUGGAAAGGUAAGACUACAUUAUUUUUCUCCUCAAAGGUAGUAUUUCUUGUGCAGUGCUGACGAUCAGACUGUUGUGUGUUCCUAUACAUGUCCAGAGUCAGGGAAUCUGGAAAGUUAUUGUCAACUUGUAAUAGUUCAUUGUGGAGAGUGAUCACACUGCUGACUUAACAAAUGGCAUUGCAGCCAGACCAACAUUGUCCAACAUUCUUGUAAAUGAACUGACAAAGCUUGCUAAUUAUACUAUGCCAUUUGUAAUUGCAAAAGCCAACAAAAAUUUUAUAAUAUCAAAUACUCAAGAGAAUAGCAGAUAAAAUUCAGUGUGCCAUCAAAGUUUCUGGUUCUUUAGAACUACCAAGGUGAAUGUCAUUAAGGGUGAUCUUUGCAAAACUGCUUUAUUUCCACUGGAUGCAUGUUGACUUAAUUAACCUUAUAAGAGACUUCAAACAGAUCUACAAUAAAACAACAGCAAAACCCCACACGACCUCCUUGAAAUAGACCUAGGGAACCAUUUGAUAAGUCUUUCAAUUCUGAGAGCAAACUGAUACAACUGCCGAUGAUUCAUUCUGGUUUCUUUUUCUGACAGGAUUAGCACAGCUCAUUGCUGUAUUUUUGAGAUUAGGAGGGACAAGCAUUUGAAACAAGAUCAGAAUGCAGUGUCUGUGAAUGAAGCCAUAUGCAGCAGUAUUUAGCAUCUAGACCAGAAUUCUGUAGCUCCUUCUGGGAACUUACUAUUUGCAGUUUUUUUUUCUGUGCUUAUGAAUAAAUAUAUAUGUUCACUUGUGAUUGCAUAAGGAAGUCUGGUCUGCAUCAGUUUCACACCUAGUGAGUUUUACCAUGUAGAUUUUAAGGCUGUGGAAGCAAAGAAAAUCUAAGCUGUUUUCUCCCACAUUUCAAAUCUGAAACCCAGAAUUCUUCUCCAUAUGCAGGAAAGAUUUCCUCGAAUUAGGAGUAGUCUGCAUUUCACUCAUUGCUGAAUCAGCCAAAGUCCUAGAGUUGUUGUGAAACCACAAACACAUUACCUGAUGUCAUAUCUGGUGAAUUUUAGGCAACCUUGGUACAAGAGUUAAUGAAACUGACAGUUUUCCAUGGGCUGAUGUGUAACUAUUUGCCUGAAGAUACCUGUGGUAACUUGUGUUGACCAGAAGGCUGUACUCUGUAGGGUCCAGUAGGUGGGGAGGAGAAACAGUCUGUCUGGUUAGCUAGUAAUGUAAGAAGAAAUCCUUUUUCUCACUGAUAGAUUCUGUUUGUCAGCUGAAUAGGUAGGCAGAGAACUUAUCUGAUGUUCUUUUUCUUAUACUUUUAGAGCACCUGACCACACAGAUUUGUCCCUAGAAAGGCAAAUGCUUCCAACCCCCCAAUGAAGAGAACGUUGUUUACACCUAUUAAAAAAAAAACAACAAAUUAACAACCUGUAGCCAAGACCACAACCACCUUGUAUUUUAAAGCCAUCACUCAAGAUUCAUUAAUGGACAGUUCCUGUCUAAAGCUAUGAUAUAUGCUGCAUCUAAUGAAGUUCUAUGUGUUGAAAUUACGAAAGGGGAAGAAAUAUAAACUGUCAACCUAUAUUGCUAAAGGAAAAACUUAAAGGGAAUCAGCAAGGCUCCACUUCCAGCUGAUGGAGUCAGAGUGUGUCUUGGGCAUGGAACCAAAGUUACAACAGAAAAAUCUAUCCCUGCUGUGCAGGGCAGUCAUUUAAAUGUGACACAGUCAUCCCACAAACAGAUCAAAAAUAAGAGGAAAGAGCAGGAGAAACACUAAAGGUGUGCAGAGGGAUACUGACCAUGAAGUGUUCUGUUUGAACUGUUGGACCUUCUCACUGCAGGGAGGCUCUUUCUUUCUCCCUUUGGUUUUCAUCUCAGGAACAAUGACAGCUGCAAUGUGGGGGCAAAAAAAAAAUAUUCUGGCUUAUUGCACUGUGGGCAGGACAAGACACCAUGUUUUGUAUUUGAGAUCAUUAUAAGGCACCAUUCUACAUGGCAGAGGGAGGGAAAAAUCAGAUGUGGGGCAUGAGGAAUGUUUCUGGCAGAGUUGUAGCCUUACCUUUUCAUAUUCCCUGCAUGAAGAAAAGCCUGUCCUUUGUCGGAUACUUCUCAGACUUCCAUAUUUGGUUUCACUAAAAGAACAAUAUAUGGAGGAGCACUGGAUUGAACCUACAGCCUGGCUUCUGAGAAAGAAAAAGAUGUGUUCAAGGGGAAAGGAAAGAAAGUAAUCCGCAGUGUCUGUGUUGUAUGAUCCAUGAAGCAUCAGCUUUCAGGUAUUUUGUUCCAGCCUUGAUCCUACUGAGCAUAAGAAACCCCUAUAAAUGUUUUGGUUUGGCUUGUCAAGCUGAUUUUGUUAGCUGGCUUCUUGACCAAGAAUGCGUUUACCAAAUAGUGGGGAAAGCCAUGUGAAGACAUCUUUACUAGAUAUGAGAAGUAGUGUUAUUAGUCUGUUUUUUCCAUAAUUAAGAAUAACUAGAAAUCAUUUCCAUUUCAAAGCAUUACGUAUCUUUGUCAUGACAAAGUCUGGAACCCAGUCCUGGUGUCUCCCUCAGGCAAGCAGUGCCCUCACAGCUGCAUGUCCCUUUAGUCGGUAAGAAGCAAACCCCAAGGAGAGCUGGCACCUGCAACAAACCCUGCCGAGCUUCUGUGUCUGUUGGAUGCAGCUUUGCUUCCAUCUUCCCCUUUCUCAUGGUGUGCUGUAUGAGCUAGGCAUGGCAAUGCGCUUCUCUGCCUCUGUUUUUAUUUCCCUGGAAAUGGAGUCUUUUCUGUGCAGACUUCAGGUUCCUGUGGCAAAGCUUAUUUGAGCUGUGUCUUCUACAGCAGAGCCUUAAUUUCAGCUAGGAAAAAUGGAUUUCCACAUAACAGUGUAGAAGACAGCCUGUGCAUUAGUUAGACCUUCAAAAGAGGGCUCACGUUCCAAAUUUUACGCACACAGACUCUGCAUACCAGAAGCUUUAAAAGUGCUUUACAAAGAGUCUUACCUUUGUUUGCCUGUUCAUUUUCACAGAUGGGGCAACUGAGGCACAAAGCAGUGAAGUAACUUGCACAGCAACUCAGCAGGGCAAAAGCUAUUCCUCGGCCAUAGCAGGAAUGAAGUUAAUCUUGUGCAGAGGAUGCCUGUCCCUCAGAUGUUUUGGAGCCAGAGUACCUUUUACUCAUUAAUGCCUAUAGAUCCAACACUGGGCUCUGUUUGUCCAGAGACUGAGAACAUCCUCAUUUUGUGCAUGUCUGGAAGUUCUGUUGAGCCCUCCAUUAAAGGUUAUAAGCUACUAGCAACUUUUUGCUCCUUAAAAUUAAUUUAAAUUGCAAAAUGAACAGAGCUGCUUGAAGCAAUCUGUUUUAGUCGAGGGGUUUACUGAAUUCUGCACAAGUUGUGUUUGUUGGUCCCAUUUUAUUUUUUUUAACAGGCUUGUAGGCAGGUAUGUUACAUGAAUGCUGGUAUGUUGCAUGCUCUAUGUUGCAGAAGAAUCUAUGGGUAAGGUUGACCCAAACUUAUCACCUGUGCUUUCCAAGGGUGCUGCUGCCAAUUCAGUCAUGAAGCUUUGGAGUCAGGCCUUUGAGAGCCUCUUCCCACACCUGUGACACACUGGGAUCACUUCACAAUUUCUUGUUAACUGCAAAAAGUUGUUUUUUUUUUCCUGUCUGGUUAUUCCCUCUUCCCCUUUCCACUGUUCUCUCUCCCUUGCUGGAGCACAAUUUCAUUUCAUACCACUUGGCUGCAGUAGUACGCGGGAAGUAAAUGCAACCUGGAAACUUUUUCUUAGAUAUUAUAAUGCCAGGCUCAUCUUAAGUAACAAUGAGCACAGCACGUGUUUUCCAAGGUGGUGCAAUAACUUCCAUCUCUGCUUUGGUUAAAAAAAAAAAAAAAGCGUACUGGAAAUGUUUGUUAUAGACAAUUGCAGGGCAGAAGCAUAGCACAGAUAACGUUGUCUGGUUUUAGAACAUACCUCGCUGAUUUUGUGACAAGCUUCAUUAUUUAGGCCCUCUGAGCUGUGCUGUGCACAUCUUGUGCUCAUUUCUCUUGCCUGAUUUCCCCUCCCUUACUCUUUCUUAUUACAUAUGCAUGCAGGUGCUGCAUUUCCAAGGGCUUAGGGAGGGGUGGGAGGUGGCAGAGCAUCCACAGGUUACUGUGAUGUGACAUGUAAAUGGUUGCUAACUUUAGAAAGAUUGCUGGAGUUCCUCCAGAGAGCUGAACAACAGCUGCUUUAUUCUCCUUGCAGCAUUACAUGAGCCAUGCCUAAAACACACUUGUUGGUAAAAUACAAGCUUCCUCCAGUCAGCCUGACAAAAAUGAGUUUGAUACAAAAUGUUUGGAGAUAUAUAUAUAUAUGUAUCUAUGUUAUAUAGAUACAUAUACAUAUAUAUGCACAUCUAUCUGUCUAGUCCCUAUUGUAUAUAGGAAAUCAUUGCUAUAGCUUAUGAAAGUAUAUUUCCAGUCUAGGUAUGGGGAAUUCAGUCUAGACCUGUUUAGCUACAGCAGCUGCUACACUCAUGGUUUAGUCUCACAUCUUAUGUGCAACUUCUUCGUGGCUCUGUUUUUCCUUAUUUUUCUUUUUUUUUUUUCUUUUUCCUUCCACCAUUCUUUGUCCUAAAGCUGUCAUCCAAGGCUUUCUGUUUUUCCUGAUGUUCUCUGAGGCAAGGUAUUGAGAGUUCUCUCAAAUGAGUCUCUGCAGCCCCUUCCUCAAAUCAGCCUCAAAUGAGGACUGUAAACAUAGCCCUGAUUCCUCCUGUCUGUACUGGAGCAGGACCACAGCACUCCAGAACUUCCAGACCAUCACAGCAGUGGAUGAGGCAUGUACAUGAUGAAAGUCAGCUGAAGAAAAAUCAGACUUGCCACUUUUUCUCCUACUUCUCCACCAAAUCAGGAGAGUCCAAAGACACUUCUUUCAAUUCAAGCACUUCAAAGACCUAGUUGGUGAGAUGAAUUUAGGCAAUUUGGUUUGAGAAGGAAAUAGGGCUUCUUGCAGUAUUACCAGCCUGGCUCACAGCUCUAUUCUCACUGGCAUGCCUGGAGACCCAUGUAAAUUUUAUUUUGUUUUUUUUUUUUUUUGCACACUUGCUCCAUUUUCCAACUCCCUGCUGUCAUCUCAGUGGUGAAUAUUCUCUGAACCUCAAAGCUUUCAGCUUUCUGGCACCCCAUGAGACUGGAUAGGCCAGGCUUCUUCUCAUGGGGGCGAGGUUCAAUGAACAGCCAUACAAUUGCUGGCUACUGAAAGUUUGUUUGUUUUUCCCUGCCCUCUUUCACAUCAGCCCCUGUGUGUUUUUAAAUAGAGUUUUGUUCUUUUCUUUUUUUUUUUUUUGUGUGUGUGUGUGUUUAUUCCAGAACAGAAGUGUUAAUGACUUGGCAGAAUGACCCUUUGAUAAACACUGGACACGUAUCUGUAUUAUAUGUAUUAAUGUGUAGAAGAGAAUCCUUAUUGUAUGUAAAGUUUUAUGAAUGGUUAUUUUUUAAUUUAUGUAUUUAAUAUAGGAUUCAAUGACCUCUGGUGUUUUAGUUUGUAUAAAGAAAGAAUAAAACAGCAGCAUUUUUAAAAAAAGAUCUCACUUUACAUUCA